Molecule: messenger RNA, 369 nt
Organism: Helobdella robusta
Lineage: Eukaryota; Metazoa; Annelida; Clitellata; Rhynchobdellida; Glossiphoniidae
Exons: 4
Coding region: 1-369 (122 amino acids)
Source: RefSeq, a predicted model, not a curated record
AUGUGCGAACACCGAACAUUUGUAUACAGACGCAAAGAACACGUUGGUAAAUCUGGAGAGAUUGGUCGGGACUGCAUUCCUCUUCUUGAUUUAACAUGCUCUAAAAAAACGCUGAACUGCUUCAACUUGCUGUCCACAUGCAAUAACCUCGCCGACACGAACAUGAAUAUAAUACCAGCUUAUAAGCGUACAGACGUAUGUACCACUUACGAAGGCGCGAAAAUGGUAUUCAUCAUGAUCAGGCAUAAUAGUGCAGCACUAGGGCUUCGUGAUAGCAUAGUGGCUAAGGUCGACUGGUGCUGUUUUGCAGUGGCCGAGUUCGAAUACGACAAGAAGAUCCACACCGAUCACAUUCUUUGUGUGCGAUGA